AUGUCUACUGUGACUCGGUCUUCGUCACUUCGACGUCAACCUCAGCGCACGGCCAAGAAUCCUCCGCCACCUCCGCCGAAGAAAGUGUCGUUACCUCAAAUAAAGAAACCUGUAGCUCGAGUACAGUCCAAACCUUCCACCAGCAACAAGAAUGGAAACUCGAGGAACUUGAGGUCGAACAAUGAACGCAGGAGACCGUUGGUUAACGAUGGUAAGCAUAUUAUAAUUGGUUUUUUAAUUUUUAGGUAACAAACGUUGAGUUUGGAGGAUGGUGUUUUAUAUAAGGUUUGCAAAAGUUAAUUUUUAUUAGAUAUUAUUUUUUGGUAACUUUUACUAUAUAAAAAGAAGUAAACUACUUCGAUUACAACAAUUUUGAUUUCAUACCUAAAAAUCAAAAAACGGAAGUAAUCUGCCCAAGGUUUUUAACAAACUGAUAUUGCAGAUGCUACAAAGAACAAAGUUACACAUAGAUUUAUUCAACUCGGCGAAAGAUGUCAGGUAACGAUGCCGAAAGAAGGUCCACAUCAAGGACCUUCUCAUAGUCCUGAAAGAGAAGUUUGUGUGUGGAAGAUGGACGGCAGUGAAAUGAAAGCUGAAGAAUUAGAAGAGUUUUGUUGUGAUACCUACGAGAAAUAUGGGCUUCCUUGUGAACGAGUAAGUAUUUUUAAUUUGCUUUAAAGAACGACUGUUUUUACUAUAAAGGUGGUAUAUCAAGCUUAAAUUUAGCACGGUCGUUGUUAUUCUUUAUUUUUUGAGUAAUUUUUAAACUUUAUAAUUGUAUAUUUUAAAAUGUAGUAAUAAAGAAGCAGUUCAAGGGCCUAAAGACUAAGAUUAAUAUGUUUAGGCCAUGUACGCUUUAUAUAACAACGAUUUUGAUAAGAAGAAGGCGAUGGUGCAGGCGGAGGAAUCAGCGUUGUUACAAGAACAAUGGUCAGAUAAUGAUUGUUUUGCUUUUAAUGGGCUUUUUGCUACCUACGGCAAAGAUUUCAGGAAGAUUCAUAAAAUGGUAAGCUGUAUAUACACUAUUUUACACCUAAAGUUGAAAAAGGGUUAUUCAAUCAAAUGCUUAAUAUAAUUUAAUUUUUAUUUUUUCAAAUAAUUAUUAUUUUGUAAAAUACGAAUGUAUUAACCAAUUCAUUUCAGAUGUCAUACAAAUCGAUGCGAAGUCUGAUCGAGCACUACUACAAGGUAAAAAUGGUCAGUUACAAGGUUGGAGGUCUGAUAGAAGCCACGAAACAGCCGAAUGUACCAGCAUUGAAUGGGUUUGAAGAGGAAGAUGAUGAAUAUGAUCUAGAUAAAACUGAGUCGGUUUGUGACAAUUGUGGUGCAACAGCUAUUCUGCAUCAGAUCAACAACGAAAUGCAGUGUUUGAGUUGUAAACGGUUUUUUGAGUACGUUUCUAAGCUUAUUUUUUGAAAGAUUCAGUACUUUUUUAGGUUUUGAUUUAAAAUUUUGAUUUUUAGGUAUUAAAAUGAAGAAGUGAAUUGAAAUGACAUUUUUAUUAGUUUUAUCAAAUGCACUAUCAAAACAUGAGCCAUCAUGGGUUUACGAUUGAUUUUUUAAUUUUACAUAGUUUUGGUUUUUCAGAGAAUUCAAUUACAAUCGACCAGUAGACAGAAGUGAUAAACGGGCUCUAUUAAAGUACGAUGAAGAAGCUCAGAUUUUAGCUGAUAAGUUCACUCAAAUCUUCUUCAAUGCUCCUGUCGAUAAAUCGAGGCCUAGUUUUGUGAAUAUGAGAGGGUAAGGCUACUUUUUUUUGUUUGGGUGGGGUGAUUUAAAUUUUUUUGUCUAAUGGGCUAUAAAUAACAAAGAUCAAUUGAAUUUACUUCAAUAGGCAAGUAGGUAAUAAUGUUUAAUUUUGUUGUUAUAGAAAACGCCAAGCCGAUGCCCGUGAGAUUAAAAUGAAAUCAGCUCAACAAGAACAAGCCUCGUUGAGAGCUGUGAAACAUUUGGCUGUGACAUUGGAACUGCAAGCUCAAAAGAAGUACAUGAACAAGAAGAAGCAUAAGCCAAAGCCAAUCGAUGCCUGGAACAAAACCGAACAGAAGAUUGCGAUUGGAUGUGAGUUUUACAUCUUUAUCAACUUUUUGGUUCAAUAUUCAUGUAAAUUUUUUGAAAAGUUAGGCUUAAAGUAAUCAGCAGCAAUAAUACUGUUAUUAAAUUUUGUCGUAUUUCACUUUUAUUUAAAGUAAAUCUAUAUGUUUACAGUGUUGGUCAGAUAUUCGGGGAACUGUGAGAAGACGGCGAGGAUAUUGGGCACAAAAACCGUGGAGAAUGUGGAGGCAUUGUAUAAGAAAUACGAGUCUUGUAUAAAGGAAGAGGUGGAGAAAAUCAAGAAGCAGGUCGAUCUCGAGAGUGAUGUGAAUGCAAUGUACAAGACCAUUACUCAGAAGACGCCACCGGUCGAUGUGGUGGAUCUGGACUGA
Messenger RNA from Bursaphelenchus okinawaensis, 2426 nucleotides. The record is from the annotation of a GenBank genome assembly. NCBI's taxonomy places the organism in Eukaryota, Metazoa, Nematoda, Chromadorea, Rhabditida, Aphelenchoididae.